ACACUAAUUAAACAUGCUUUUGCCGGAUGAAAUGACUUUUUCAACCAUGUUUUCUGUUUUUAAAUUUUGUUUUCAAUACAAUGUCUUAGAAAAGUAUUAAAAAAAAAAAAACAUAAUAUAUAAAGAUUAACAUCUCAAAAUUGUUCUUGUCUUCUUGAGUCAACUUAGUUCUACAAAGUGAGCCACCUCUUUCUCUUAACAUUUGGAAUACCCACACAGCUUUCAUAGACCAUGCCAAGCAACAAUAGUGUGAGAAAAGAAGAAAAUGUUCCAUUGUUGGAAGAUUCACCUCCAACCAUCAGAUUGAAAGAAGAAGGAGAUCAUGACGAUGAACAAGAUCUUUCUAGGAGGGUAUGGAUAGAAUCAAAGAAGCUCUGGCAGGUAACAGGUCCUGCAGUCUUUAGCCGACUCUCCUCCUGUUCCAUGAUUGUCAUCACUCAAGGCUUCGCUGGUCAUCUUGGUGAUCUUGAACUAGCUGCAAUCUCAAUUGCCUGCAAUGUCAUCAUUGGCUUCGACUUGGGUUUCUUGCUCGGAAUGGCAAGUGCUUUAGAGACUCUAUGUGGGCAAGCUUUUGGGGCCAAGAAGUACUACAUGCUUGGUGUGUACAUGCAACGUUCAUGGAUUGUUCUGUUUUUGUGCUGCGUUCUGCUGUUGCCGAUGUUUGUGUUUGCGUCUCCGGUACUAAAGCUGUUGGGACAGCCUACAGAUAUAGCAGAGCUAUCUGGGAAAGUUGCCUUGUGUUUGUUACCGCUUCAUUUUGCGUUUGCAUUUCAAUGCCCAUUGCAGAGGUUCUUGCAGAGCCAGAGGAAGAACAGCGUGAUUGCUUGGUCAACAUUUGCAGCGCUUGUGGUGCAUGUGGUUGUGAAUUGGUUGUUCGUUUAUCGGCUUCAACUGGGACUGGUUGCUACUGUAAUUACUUUGGGCUUUUCUUGGUGGGUUAUGGUGCUUCUGCAAUUGCUCUACACGGUCUUUGGUGGGUGUCCAUUGACAUGGGAUGGAUUCUCAAUUGCAGCAUUUUCAGAUCUCUGGGAGUUUGUCAAACUCUCAGCUGCUUCAGGGGUCAUGCUCUGCUUGGAGUACUGGUACUACAAAAUACUAGUAUUGAUGACUGGGAAUCUAGAGAAUUCAGAAAUUGUGGUCGAUGCUUUGUCCAUAUGUAUGAAUAUAAAUGGAUGGGAGAUGAUGAUUCCUUUGGGAUUCUUUGCAGGAACCGGAGUAAGGGUGGCUAAUGAGCUUGGAGCAGGGCAUGGAAAAGGUGCAAAAUUUGCUGCAACAGUAUCAGUGGUAACAUCCAUUGCAAUUGGUCUAUUCUUUUGGCUAUUGGUGAUGCUUUUCCACAAUGAGCUCGCGUUAAUAUUUUCCUCAAGCAAACCUGUUUUGCAAGAAGUAAACAAAUUAUCUGUUCUCUUAGCCUUCACAAUUCUGCUCAAUAGUGUUCAACCUAUUCUUUCUGGUGUUGCGGUGGGAUCUGGAUGGCAAUCUUAUGUUGCAUACAUAAACUUGGGUUGCUAUUAUUUAGUUGGGCUACCACUUGGCUAUUUCAUGGAAUAUGUCUUUCACCAAGGAGUUAUGGGAAUUUGGGCUGGCAUGAUAUUUGGAGGAACAGCACUUCAAACCUUGAUAUUGGCCAUCAUUACCAUUCGAUGUGACUGGGAAAAAGAGGCACAGAGAGCAAGUAUGCAUCUAUUGAAGUGGUCAAGCACACUAGAAGAACAUUAAAUUGUUUUUUUUUUUAAUAUUGUGCUACGUGAGAUGUAAGAAGAGAUACCUAUAAGAACCUAAAUGCCUUUUAAUUUGGUGCCCUGAUAGUGAUGUUGUUGUUGUUGUUGUUGUUGUCGUCGUCGUCGUUGUUGUUUUUGAAUUUUUUAAAAGUUGAAUAAAGAACUAUGUUAUAUCAA
Molecule: messenger RNA, 1898 nt
Organism: Ziziphus jujuba (common jujube)
Lineage: Eukaryota; Viridiplantae; Streptophyta; Magnoliopsida; Rosales; Rhamnaceae
Product: protein DETOXIFICATION 27
Exons: 8
Coding region: 232-1719 (495 amino acids)
Biological process (GO): xenobiotic detoxification by transmembrane export across the plasma membrane
Cellular component (GO): membrane
Molecular function (GO): antiporter activity; xenobiotic transmembrane transporter activity
Source: RefSeq, a predicted model, not a curated record